CCCGUUUUCACACUAAUUAUUUCUGGAAAAGAGAAAACUAAAACAAUAUCUCACAAACUAGUAAAGCAGAGAAAUGGCAGAAACAAAGUUGAGCUGCAUCAAAGACCAAAAAUGGUCACUGCAUGGAAUGACUGCGCUAGUUACAGGAGGCACCCGAGGAAUAGGAUACGCCAUAGCAGAAGAAUUGGCAGAAUUUGGAGCAUCUGUGCAUAUAUGUUCUCGUAAUCAGCAAGACGUUGAUAAAUGCUUAGAAGAAUGGAAUAGAAAAGGAUUUCGUAUAACAGGGUCUACAUGUGAUGUACUGUCCCCUGACCAACGUCAAAAUUUAAUCAAAAAUGUUGCUUCCAUCUUUGACGGAAAACUCAACAUUCUGAUAAACAAUGCUGGAAUAACUACACCUAAGAAACUCGUAGAUUAUACUGGAGAAGAUGUAAGUAGAAUAAUGGGAACUAAUUUUGAGUCUAGUUUCCACCUAUGUCAACUAGCACAUCCACUUCUCAAGGCCUCUGGAUAUGGUAGCAUAGUAUUCAUAUCCUCCAUUGGAGGUCUUAAAGCUUCCCCCUUAUGUUCUGUCUAUGCUUCCUCUAAAGGAGCUAUGAAUCAAUUCACCAAGAACGUGGCAUUGGAAUGGGCAAAGGAUAAUAUUCGUGCAAAUUCCGUAGCACCUGGACUUGUUAAGACUGCACUUACGGAUUCUAUAGCAGAAUCUGUUGAUGAAGGGAAUAAACUGUAUGAAGAUAUGAUAUCUCAAACACCAGCUGGUCGUAUAGGAGAACCUAAGGACAUAUCAGCAAUAGUUGCUUUCCUUUGCCUUCCAGCUGCUUCAUACAUCACUGGACAAAUUAUAAUUGCAGAUGGGGGUUACAUAAUCUAAUCUCUUAAGUAAAAAAUUAUUACCAGUAUGAAAUAAAAUACAUAACUUCCCCCAAAGACAAAUCUCCUCGUCAUCCUGGUUGGUCAGAAGCUCCAAAACUGAUCAACAUUUGCAUCGUUUAAAGUACAAUAUUUAGAGUGUUAUCUAUUUCCUUUUUGAAGUUCUUUUUAUCAAGUAUAUAUACUUUAA
Vigna radiata var. radiata (mung bean) is the source of this 1063-nucleotide messenger RNA. Its product is annotated as tropinone reductase homolog. The transcript has 5 exons. NCBI's taxonomy places the organism in Eukaryota, Viridiplantae, Streptophyta, Magnoliopsida, Fabales, Fabaceae. The record is from RefSeq and is a predicted model, not a curated record. Gene Ontology annotation, molecular function: oxidoreductase activity. The coding region runs from base 74 to 874 and encodes 266 amino acids.